GGUGUGUUGCCCGUUGUACUGCACUCUCGCAAACUGACUCAUCUCUGAAGCUGCAACCAACUCCAUUGCGUGUUCUUAUUUUGUUUGCUACUGGCUGUGCUCACCCUCUUAGAUUUUCACAGAACACAGACCCACCAACACACACAGACAUACGCAGACACAUCGAAACAGCACGGUGCACGUGUUCGGUUCGCCACCUCUUGCACCUGUCGUGUAUUUCCCCCCUCUCUUCUUUCGAAGAUUUUAUUUUUUACGAUUCACUGUUUCUCUUGUCAGCUAACCGUAACCAACGUUGUUCUUCAUCACCAUCUGUACCACCAUAAAUAUACUCAUAACAUACCAAACACACACACACACACACACGGACACAAAUAAGCACGGAAUUACAGCGCUGGUAAAUCAGAUCGUUUUUCUUUCUUUUUUUUCUCGUUUGUUGUGUUGUACUGCACAGAGAGAGAGAAAGAGAAAGAACUGUACUUCUCCCUCUAUUGUGUAUCCGUAGACUGUACCUCUCUUAGUAUAUACCUAUUUUUCUGUUCUUUUAGAUUUCCUGCAUCGUACAUUCACGCCUCUUCAUUUGUGGGCUCUUGUUUGAAAAGAAUCGUUUUUGCUAUCACCGUAGAAUUCUUUUUUGCUUUACCUUUUCUCUAGAUCGUAUCUUUCUGUCUCCCACGCACCAGCUGCACAAACAAAGAUAAGGCAAUACCCGAGAGUUGAGCGUUUGCAGAGGAGCUGUGAGCUGUUCUCGCCUCUCGAAGCCUUCUCCCUCAGCUGUUGUUUUUUAUCCUCCCUUUUCUACGCGUUUUAUCGCUGCCGUAGUGUGUUCGCCCCCCUCCUCCAUACCUCCCUUAGUCAUGAACCCUUCCGAAGCAUCCUACUUUGAGGUGACGCGGGCGGCGACGUCGAUGCAGUUCUCGCCAGAUACACCGCCGUGCACUCCCCCGCUGCAGCCAUCGCUGCCAGCCGACACAGCACGCUCCAUGAUGGGCAGCGCCACACGGAACGCCCUUCCCAGCUCCAUGCUCUCGCCAGCAAAGGAGAGACACGCCACAGUGGACGCGCUCGACAACGCCUCACCGCCUCCCCGGCCGCCAAAGUGCGAUGAGCGCGACGGCGACGUGCGACCGGAUGCGGGCGACUCCGCACCCGCUAACGAGCAGCGGCUGUUGCACCUCGAGCCGCCGGCGCCGGACACCCACCGCAAUACCGUUGUCGUUGAUAGCGAAGACGCGGCGACACCGCACUGUGAGCCCCGCCACACACGCGGCCCCUUUCUGUCGCUAGAGUCCUCCGACACCGACAGUCAGGCACUCUUUGCGACGACGCAGCUGCUGAACGCGACGACGAUGCCGCUGGCGCGGUCGGAGGGCAGCAGGGAGAACUCCAGCUCCGUCUUCUCGCCCAGCGUACACCGACCUGUUGCUGCUGCCGCCGCUGCUAUUGCUGCUGGCAACGCGACGGGUGGAGGGCACGGGCGGUGCGAGCCAGAGGACGUGUGGGCACGUGACCCGAGCGACCGUCCCCGCUGCGAGGACCCGGCGAACGGCGCGACAGCGUCGCGAAACACACCGAUGGAGCGUCCACUACCCGCCGAUACGUCCGCCAAGGACCCCGCAAACGGUGUCACCAGCAACGUCGACCAUCAGCACCACCAUGACAACACUGAGUGCUCGGAGAGCGACGACGAGGACGAGGUGGGCCUCUUUCAAGAGACCGUGUUGUUCAUGAACAACACACUGCACUCCCUCGGCAGCACCCGCCACACGCCGAACCGGCAAACACCGCAUCAGACGCCGCUGCUGGCUGGAUCGCCGUCCAGUCCGGUGCCAAGCAGGCCGGAUGCGCUGGGCUCGACACCCACAAAGCCGACACGUCGUAGUGUCAGUGGCGGCUGUCAUGGCAACGUAGACUCGGACGAGUGCCGCCCCGACCGCGACUGCGCAGAGAACAAAAUCGUCGGUGGUGGUGCACGGGGCUACCUGACGCUGCCCUCCGAGAUGAACGCGUCGGCGACCACGACGAGCACGCUGGCGUACCGGACGUGCCCCGCCUCCCCGGCAACCACCUGCAGCCCCGGUGUCUCGGCGCCGUCGCUCUCGCCUUUCCUUGCCACGCAGUUGCCGUGCACCGACCACCCGACGACGACGACCACCACCACCGCGGCCACGGAGGCGACGCACCGCGACAGAAACACGAACGCUGCGAUUCCCAAUGGCAACAGCAACAGCGACAGUGAGUACCUUUUCAUUGACAAUCACGACGGCACGGCGUACUUGGCGGACGCCUCGCUGCAGUUGGAUGGCAGCUACGUGCUCGGCGAGACGAUCCUGCUGGCCCGCAGCGAGGCCGCAUCGCCCAAUUCGACGUCCAUGCGACAACGGACGAACGGCGCCGUCUCGCCUGUCGUCGUGCUGCAGACGGCGGACCGCCUCCCUCCGCAGCACCGGCGGGAGCAGUUCGCCCACCGCCCGCUGCGUGGCACGACGCUGCAGCCGGCAGCAGCAACAGCAGGCGCAGCGAGGGCGGCAGCCCCUUUUACGAGUCCCACCCCCCGCCCACUCGCCGGCUCACCGACGCCCAUGAGCUUCAACGACUCUUUUGCGUCGCCGGUGGCGCCCAGCGUGGCACGCGUGCUCGUGCGCCGCUCGCCUGCUCCGGAGCGUGCUGUCUCCGUGGAGGAGGAUGCCCACCACCACCCGCUCGGUGCUUCCUGCGUGCUGGGCUCGACCUUCAACCACAGCUUCCGCUUUGAUCAGACGCUGCUCGUGCCGCUGGAUGACACGCUGCGGAGCAGUCUGGCCGCGCCAGCUUCGCCGUCGGUGGCGGCUGACCGCCACGGUGGCCCGGCGCCCUCCAUCUACCGCAGCAACGACACCGACGCGCCCCGGUGGGACAGUGGGGCCUCGCCACUGGUGAUGAUGCCGGCCUCGCCCGCCGCUUCUGUCGUCGUCUACCGAAGCGCACGCAGCCCCGCACUGCCCAUGGCCAGCUCCGCCUCUCGCGCCUCGCCGACUCCGCAUGCGCCGUCGGUGACGCGGCAGAUCGCGUCGCAGCAGGCGCGUGCGACCCGCGACACCCGUCCGAGCCGGCCCGAGCAGGACAUCGUUUACCUUGUCCCACCGGGUGCGGCAACCGCCAUCGUGACUCCGGAGGACAUCACGCAGCAGGGGUGGAUUCCUGUACAGGUGGUGGACGUGCUUCCGGCUUCAAAGGGCGGCUCGGCGCCGAACAGCAGCAGCAGCAGCGGCUACGCGCGUAACGGCGGGGGCAAUCCGCCGGUGAUGAUAGAAGGGAGAAUGGUGUCUCCGGUGCCGAAAGACCCGGCCAUGCAGAACGAGCCGGCGGAGGAGGAGGAGGUGGUGCGUGAGCAGAGUCUUUCUCGUCUCUCCUACGGCCGCACAGACGAGCGCCCUGCCAAUGGUACGCUGCGCAACGCCUCCUUCAGCUUCGCCUCGACCCUCUCCGCCUCCACGCUGGACUGCAUUAACCGCCGGUUGAGUUACUCGCUGUCGGACUGGGCCAGCGUGCGUCAGCGCUUCGGCCAUUCGAUGUCCGCCGGGGAUCCCGGCAGCGUUUCCGGCGUGGUGAUGCCCCCCGCUACCCCGCUUACAUUUUCGGUUAUCGGUGGUGAAGGACAGCAGCAGCAGCAGCAGACGACGCCGACGACGGCCUCCGCAAACGUCCAUAUGGACUGCCACUGCAAUGCGGGUGUUCGCCUGGGCGGCGGAGGCGCAGUGCGGGACCGCGUGGAAGGGACGUGGCUCGAGGACGGCCACGACGACGGCGGGUCUCCUGUGCCGCUGCCUCCCCCCGGCACGCCGGAGCCGCCGCAGCGGGAACAGAGCCCGUCCCGGUGCACGACGACGGACGCCGCACCUACCACAACGCACGACACGGCAGAGACGUGGACGGCGGCGGCGGCGGCGGAGAGUCACCUGGCGAACUCGCUGCUCACGAGCAUGAGUUACCAACGCCCGUCGACCAUUACGACCAGCGACGAGUACCCGGGCGACUACUCCAUGAGUCUCCCCCUCACCUCCUCGGCCAGCCAGUCGCUCGGGCUCAACGGCGGACGCGCGCGGUACUCCAAUGCGGAGAGCCUCAGCCUGCUGCACUUCCCCCUGCAGCACCAGGCGUUGCGUGCACCGCACCCCCGCCGCGUCUCCGGCGCCACCGCCCUCUCGCAAGCCGCAUCGUCGUUUUCCUUCCAGCUGCUCGGCGAGCAGAGCGACCAGCAGGGUGCGGGGCUGAGCAGCAAUACCAAUACCAAUUCCAACAGUGCGGCGGCGGCGGCGGCGGCGGCAGCUGCCACGAGCUUCCGCACGACGUACUGCACGAACCCCGGCAGCGUGGCCGUCACCUCGCUAAACCCGAGCGUGAGCGGCGCCGGGCUGCCUCUAUCCCGCGGGGCACUCGGGGCAUCCGUCGGUGCCCGCAGUACCGCCACUGGUGUUGGUGGCGCGACGAGCCGCUUCCCUUCGCACACGCAGCACUACGCCGCAGCUGCCGCAGAGCGACGUCGUGCCGGCCCGACUGGGACAGGUGCUCACGUGAACGCUGCUUCGUUGAGCACCGACAGCUUCGCCGGCCGCUCCGGCGCGGUCAAUCGCAACGUGGCGCAACAUCACCCCUACCUGAGCGUGCAGCAGCGGCAGCAACAGCAACUAGCGCGUCGUGUCGUGGCUGCUGGUGGCGGUGGAAACGGUGGCGGUCUUCGCCGCGCUGCGAAGGCGCGUCUGGUGCCCGACACAUCCGCCUUCCUUCCAUGGUCUCCCCUCACCAUCACCCCGGAGGGUUCGCUCAACCUCCCUCGCAACGACGCGGACGUUGCGGCGGCGAUGACGGACGCGUGCGGGCUUCCCAUGAACCUUGUCCCCUACUCUAGCUCCGCGGAGACGAGUACGCGCACCACAACAACCACCACAACGCGCACCACGACGACCACCUCCGGUGGGGAGAGCCGCAGCGCGCAGGCGGUGGCGCAGCAACUGUUGGACAACAGGGGCGGCAACGAAGCGGUUGAGCUGUCGCCGGAGGCGCUGCGGGCGCUGAACGCUGCCGUCGCCGCCGUGACACGGGCAGCGGACGAGAGCAGCAGCAUCAGCGAGGCCUUCGUGAAGGAGGACGGAACGUUAAACAAAGAUGCGUUCGUAUCGUCGUUCUUGCAGCACGCCGCCUCACAGGCUGCGACCAGCGUCGGCGAUACCAGCGUCAACGCGGCUUCCACCAUGACGACGACGACCACCACCACUGCGUCCGGUGGCGAGAAGAGCUUGGCCGUGUCGCGUGCCUCCAUGACCGCCAGUGAGGUGCACCUGCCGGACCACAGUCGGCGCUAUGACUUCCAAUUCAUGACGCUCAUGGAGGCAACGAUGAACCACUUCCAAGGAUCCGUGUCAGCGGUGUCAGCCUUGGAACCGGAGCCGCAGGCACCAGCACCGGCAGCACCAACAGCAGCAGCAGCACUCUCCGCGACGCACGUCGCGCCAGCGGGGGGUGAAAAGGAGAACGGAAAUGCUGUGCGCACUUCAGCCGCGCGCAAGUCGGAGUCGAUUGACGCAGUGCGUCCUGCCGGGCUGCGUGCGGGCUCGUUGACCAACGCAGCACGUCCCUCCUUCAAAACCCGCUCCCCGUCCCACCACACAACGGCCGAGGACCCCACCGCGACCACGAAGAACGCGACCGCGUAA
Leptomonas pyrrhocoris is the source of this 5690-nucleotide messenger RNA. RefSeq lists its product as hypothetical. Lineage: Eukaryota; Euglenozoa; Kinetoplastea; Trypanosomatida; Trypanosomatidae. The record is from RefSeq and is a predicted model, not a curated record. The transcript has a single exon. Bases 1998 to 5690 code for a protein of 1230 amino acids.